CCUUGCUUGCAAUUGACAGCUGCAUAAUGCUUUCCUCUCUUCAAACUUUUCGUCGUUACAAUUUUAGACUCAACUUUCCAUGUUCUAUACCAGUUUUACUUUCUGAAGCCAUAGAAAGAACUAAUUGUUUAUCGUCUAUCUACAAUUACACCUUCCGAAAAGAAAGUAAACAAUUAAAUAUUUUACCAUGGCCAGUCCUGCUGUUAAACAGCAACGCCGGAAGGCAUCCACAAAAUCCAAGGUCGCCAACCCCAAACAAAAUGCACCUUCGAACAUUAGCAGCUUCGCCCGUGUUUCGAAGUCGGUAAAUAGCGCCGAUAUCAAGAAGGAGCUUCCUCUUGUUUCUACACCAAAGAAGGAUGUCAACAUCGAGGCCCUCACACCCGCUUCCCGGAAGAGAAAAUUGGUUGCAAGUAUUGAGGACGAUUCCUCGGCGGAUGAGACGCCAAGAAAGUCCUCAGCUCCUGCCGUCAAGAUUCAAAAGACUGGAUCGACUGGAUCCCAACCUGCGAAACGUGGCCGUGGUCGUCCCUCAAAAAAGGCUCACCCUAAACCUACACAACCCGAACCUACGCGCCUUGAGCCUAUACUCCCUAAACCCGUACUGAAAAAACGCGCAAGGAGUCCUAGUGUUUCCGAUUCAGAUGAGUCGACUAUUAACACUGGUGUGUUACUCAAGAGACUCCGUCUAGAGUCAUCACCAUCACGCAGUUCCACCCCCUUUUCAGUUUACACGCCCAUUACCGAACCCGAUGUUGAUGAGAGCGAAUCCGUCCCAUUAAAAACCGGGCUUCCCGAUGAGGUCCUAGCUCUUAUUGAUCUGCACUCUUCACUACUAAAGGCUUUGACAUUGCACUACGCGCACAAUGGAUCCAAUGUUCCUGCAGACUUGCGCAUUUUAUGUCCCGAUGUCUCGCGUGCAUGGGGCAGAAGGAAAGUUACCGAAGCGGAUAUACAGACCUGCCUCGGAAUCUUGAAUUUCGAAAUGGGGGAUAGCAGCCCAUUAUUUUCGCUCUCCAACUACGGUCGCGGUAAAAUUUGCAUUGAGAUCGACUCGGCACAACACAGUGCCGGCCGUCCGCUGGAGGAGAACAAACUGAACGAUAUAUUCCGCGAUAAAAUAUCCGCUCUCUGGGCUCGUUUCACGAUGGCUAAAUGUUCCGAUAUCUCAGCUUUCUACACCGCGCUCCCCAGGGCUCCUAUCACACUCUGCGAAUCCGUCGCCAAGGCUGCACCCGUGCUAUCCAAAGGCCAGAAGCGACUCGAGGAGCUGAAGCACGGCAUCGCGGUCAAGAAGCAGGAGAAGGAAGCCAAGGCCAAACCACAAAAGCCCAACGACGUGCAAAUGUCAAACGCGGAAGCCCCUAAGAUGAACCUGCUAGACCGCAUCCGUCUGAAGUCCCUCCAGAAGUCCUCACUCCUCGCCAGCAACCUCUCACCUGCACAGCUUCAACGUCGCGCGGCGCUGCAACGCGCACCUGAAGUCGCUGGUAUGCUGGGUAUGCUAAGCCGCGCAGCUGGCCAGGGGAGCCGUGUGUCGUUCACUAUGGGAGUGACAUUGGAGAAGCUUAAGGAUUCGUUGCGGAUGGGUGUUUCGCGCGAAGAAGGCGCUGCAUGUGUACGUCUACUAGCAAACGAGGUGGCCCCGGAAUGGAUUCGCGUUGUGGUCAUUGGAGGACGGGAAAACGUGGUCUUGGAGACGGAUAGACAGCCUAGCAAGGCGGAUGUGGAGGGACGGAUUCGAGGCUUACUGGAGCGGGCGUGAAGGGAAGCAUAUCAUGACGAGAGAAAGGGCUGAAGGGUCGGCGAUGGAAAGGGGAUGGAUAUGUAUAAUGCGCCCUGGAUAGAUGGAUGGAUGGGCCUUUUAGGCAAACAAAGCGUCGUUUGAUUUAUCAUUGCAUUGCAUAGCAUCGCGUUGCAUAUCAGGCCGCGGUUUGGCUUGCGUUCUUUCUGUUGUUUGAAGAUACUUCGUCUGAAUUGACGAAUGGGCAGUACUACGUUGUCCGAAGCAUUAAUAGCACAAGACU
Molecule: messenger RNA, 2027 nt
Organism: Daldinia vernicosa
Lineage: Eukaryota; Fungi; Ascomycota; Sordariomycetes; Xylariales; Hypoxylaceae
Exons: 1
Coding region: 188-1765 (525 amino acids)
Source: RefSeq, a predicted model, not a curated record